This is a messenger RNA of Neoarius graeffei (lesser salmon catfish), 5228 nucleotides long. RefSeq names its product mucin-2. NCBI's taxonomy places the organism in Eukaryota, Metazoa, Chordata, Actinopteri, Siluriformes, Ariidae. The record is from RefSeq and is a predicted model, not a curated record. The coding region runs from base 221 to 3598 and encodes 1125 amino acids. The transcript is spliced from 14 exons. Gene Ontology annotation, biological process: cell-cell junction assembly.
GUGGUUUAGGGCGUAGCCGCAGCGCCCUUCCUGCGCACUGAGGAGGGGCCAAGACUUUAGCGCACUGGGAAAAAGCACCUGUAGCGGAUCUGCUCGGUCAUCACUGCCCUUGUUGUGCGUUUCACAGGAUCACACGGCUUUCAUCCUGAAGUCUGUUUGUGACUACAAGUUUUUCUUUCUUCCUUUCUCCAUCUUUUACGCAAAUACUCGAGUUUGCGCAAUGGCCCGAGUUGAGCAGCGCACCACGGAUUUCCUGCGCCAACUUGUCCUGGCACUUUGCGUGGCAUCAGCUACCAUGGGCAGCAGUACUCCUACAGAAAUGCCAGCCGUCUCAACCACGAUCUCUCUUGGCAUGAACGAAUCUGCAGAACAUUCUUCUACCAUAACAUACCUCACAGGAACUUCUGUUAUGGCAGAAACAGCUUCUCCAACUGCAGAUCACACUGAACCAAUUUCCCCAGCAAGCAGCAUGGCCUCUACCACAAAAACACAACCUGUUACGUUUGACAGGAACACAUCAGAACCUUUAUCAUCCACUCGCAGCAUAACAACAGGCACCUUCAGCAACUCCACAACUGCACUACAGACCACGGCCCCUGGUGCAACUACAGCCCAUGACUCUAUACUUACUUCUACUGACACUAAAUCUACUCCCACUGUUUCUUCAUAUAGCACCACGAGUACCAUCAUGUCCAGCACUUCUACGACUGUUCCACCUUUGUCCAACAACAGUACCACCCCUUAUACACCAGCUCCAACAAACGAAGUGACCAACCAUUCCAGCAUAGCACCAACUAACACCCCAGAUACUCCUGUCACAGAUACAACCAUGACGGACAACACAACCAGUUCUGCAGCUACAACGCAUGUCAAUCUUACAUCUCAUUUUGAAACAACUGCAAAUGUAUCAACAGAAACACCACCAAUCAGUGCAACAACAGUUGAUUUGAGUACCACUACAGAUUUUCCAUCAAGUAAUACUCCAUUUACGUCUGUAACAACAGUCAAUACCUCAACAGACACAGUACAUAGUACAGAAAUGACUGCUACAACAGAUUAUUUGAAUACUACUGAAGAUUUUACAUCAGAUAUCACCGCUGCACCCACACUAAGCAUCACCAGUACACCCACAAAUGUCAUAACUAUGCCCUCAAACGACACCACUACAGCCUCAGACUUCACCACUACACCUUCAAACGACACCACUACAACAUCAGACUUCACUACUGCACCCUCAAACGACACCACUACAGCCUCAGACUUCACUAUUACACCCUCAAACGACACCACUACAGCCUCAGACUUCACUAUUACACCCUCAAAUGACACCACUACAGCCUCAGACUUCACUAUUACACCCUCAAAUGACACAACUACACCCAUACCAAACAUCACUAUUACACCUUCAAACGACACCACUACAGCAUCAGACUUCACUACUGCACCCUCAAACGACACCACUACAGCCUCAGACUUCACUAUUACACCCUCAAACGACACCACUACACCCAUACCAAACAUCACUACUACACCCUCAAAUGACUCCACUACAGCCUCAGACUUCACUAUUACACCCUCAAACGACACAACGACACCCACACCAAACAUCACUACUACACCCUCAAACGACUCCACUACAGCCUCAGACUUCACUAUUACACCCUCAAAUGACACAACGACACCCACACCAAACAUCACUACUACACCCUCAAACGACUCCACUACAGCCUCAGACUUCACUAUUACACCCUCAAAUGACACAACAACACCCACACCAAACAUCACUACUACACCAACAAACAUCACCACUACACAAACCCCAAACAUCACUACUACACCAUCAAACGACACCACUACAGCCUCAGACUUCACUAUUAUACCAUCAAACAACACAACUACACCCACACCAAACAUCACUACUACACCCUCAAAUGACUCCACUACAGCCUCAGACUUAACCAAUACACCUUCAAACAACACCACUACACCCACACCAAACAUCACUACUACACCAACAAACAUCACCACUACACCCACACCAAACAUCACCACUACACCCUCAAACAUCACCACUACACCCACACCAAACAUCACUACUACACCAACAAACAUCACCACUACACCCACACCAAACAUCACUACUACACCAACAAACAUCACCACUACACCCACACCAAACAUCACCACUACACCCUCAAACAUCACCACUACACCCACACCAAACAUCACUACUACACCAACAAACAUCACCACUACACCCACACCAAACAUCACCACUACACCCUCAAACGACACAACUACAGCCUCAGACUUCACCAGUACGCUCUCAAACAACACCACUACACCCAUACAGAACCUCACCACUACACCCACACCAAACAUCACUACUCCACCCCCACAGAACUUCACCACUACACCCACACCAAACAACACCAUUGCAACCACACACGACAUCACCACCACAACUACACAAACCAGCAACUUCACUACACCAAAGAGCAAUGUCACAACUGGGCCUCCAAUUCCACCUACUACUAAACCUACUAACACAACAACCGCACCAGCUAUCUGUCCAGCCAUGCCCUGUCCACUUUUCAGCAUCUGUGUAAACUCCAUCUGUCAGUGUCUGGCUGGAACAUACAUGUCACAUGGCCAGUGUAUUGAAGCUAAAGUGUUUCCAGGAAUGCUGCAUUUAUUGAAAGAACAAUUUCAACCUGAAAUGAGUAAUCCUACCUCUGAGGUCUUUCGCAAAACAGCUGCUAGGAUCAUUAAAUCGCUGAAUGAAGCUUUCAGUAAAUCAGAAAGCUACAUAACCUCUACAGUUCUGAAACUAAGUGAGGGCAGUGUGGUGGCGACAGUGAACAAUGUGUUUCAAACCAGCUCUUCCGCCACGGAGCAGUCUGUAAACCAGACCAUAAAUGAUGCCAUAAAAAACGGCAUUAUCCGUGAUGCUGCUUUUACCCCUACGGAGCUUUGUGCUCAGGAUCCACCUCCAUGUGACACCAGCACCACGAUGUGUAGCAGUAAAUCAGAUGGCCUUGCUAUGUGCUUCUGCCAGCCGGGCUACAUAUCAACUGGAUUUAGUAAUAAAAGCUGUAUGGCCUGUCCCAGUGGCCAGAAAGCAGAAGGCCAAAAGUGUGUGCCGUGUGCGUUUGGUUAUUCCGGCUUCAACUGCAAUGACUCGGCGUUGUUGGCACUGGUGGUGGUUGCCGUUGUUUUAGGUGGGAUUCUGCUAAUCCUGGUUUUGGCCCUGAUCAUCUACUGUGCGAUCUACGGGACAAAGCAUGCCUCCAGCCCCUUAAGUCCUUACUCCUCAGACGAGUUUAAGACUUGGUCCUCUCAACCAGUCAUUCCCAUCCCUCGUGCAUCUCUUGGCCACAGUGCUCACUCUGAGCUCUAUGGUACGGAGAUGCCCAUGCCAGACAGAAGAAAACCCAGCAACGGCUUGUUAAGAGGAAAGGUGGGCUCCUACGACCUCAUGCCAUUAGAUGACAUGAAAACUUUUAAGGGCAAAAACCCCUCUCACUAUUCUUACUUGGUUGAAGGCCGUGAAAACCCUUACUUCAGUUCAGCAGAUGAGCAAAUGACGGCAUCAUGAGUGGAGACGAGAGGAGACUGGUUAAUACGUAGGACACUUGUGAAGUGUAGGAGAUGACGAAGAUGGGUGUAAACCCAGUCUUUCAUACUCUUUGGUCCAGUUUCAGCUCUGUUGAGGAAAAUUCUGUAUAUCUGUUCCUCCUUCCAAUCUGUUUUAUGUAAAACUGUAAAAUGUCUUUGUAACAGAUGGCUUUGAGUUCUUUAACAUAUUGCUAGCAUUGGCUUUACAGCUGCUUUCAUAAAGUCUUAACCCCUUAACUCCUUAUGUUCACUGUUUAACAAUUAGCAAUUAAUAUCUCUUUGACCCAGACCAUGUCUUUAGUCCAGUAUACACUACCGUAUGUGGCCAAAAGCAUACAUGUCAACCUUUGGUCAAUCAAACCUGUAUAACCAACCUCCAAAAUCCGUAUUUCCCUUAUAAAAUCCGUAUAAGAUGCAAAUUAAAAUAAUUUACCUAAAAUUUGAAUGAUAAUUAACAAUGAUAUAUCCCAGUUACUUUUUAUUCAAUAUUAAUAACAAUAAACCUUCAGAAUGAAUACAAAGCUCCAAUGUUUGACAAAAACAUAAAGUGUUAUCAGCGUAGUUACGAAGGAAAUACUUCGUUGUUUGGAGACGGGUUUCACUGCGCGAGACUUCAUAUUAGCCACAAAGUCAGAAAAAUCUGUUCGUAAAAUUACGUUAUAAUGACCAAAUACAAUGAAAAGUAUUUUUCCAGUCUCACCUGUGAAAGGUAAUCCCAUGUGAUCUCGUUUGGACGGUAAACCUGUUGGUACAGUUAAACGCAGCACAUGAAUGAGGCAUCUUUAUUCUUGGCUACUGUCUAGACGCUAUACCAGAGACGGUUGAAGAAUCUCCACUUUGCCACAUCCAAUAUGGCGGCGAGGAUGACGUAUGAUUCUACGCAGAAGGCGGCGUCUAUGUUUAUAUGUCUAUGACUUCACAGUUGGCGGGAUUCUCGCAAUGCGGUGUGCGCAUGAUCAAAAGUGGAACGAAGUCUCGCUACCACAAGAUAACGCGCGAUUUCAUAAGACUCUUUACUGGCUGUCUGUGGUGUACAGUACGUUUGUAAAUGUUAUGCGCUCUUUUAUCAUCGUGGGAAUUGAUUAUAGCUCUAAAUAAAUAUUGAAGUUUUUUUAAAGAAUCCGUAUAACUUUAUUUAUACGCCCGUAUACUACGUUUAUUGAAUCAAAUCCAUAUAAAAUACGGACAUUCCGUAUAGGUUGACAUGUAUGCAAAAGUAUCCAGACACCUGCCCAUCACACCCAUACUUGUUGUUGGAGUUGGUCCCUACCCUUUUCUGGGAAGGCUUUCCACUAGAUUUUGGAGCAUGGCUGUGGGGAUUUGUGCUCAGUUCAUCUCACAUAUUGAGUGGAGUUGAUGUCAGGGCUCUGUGCAGGUCAUUGAGUUCUUAAACAUCAACCUUUUAAUAUAAACGUUUGGGCUUGACCUGUUUUCUUCUAGUGAAGGAAAAUCUUAAUGUUACAACAAAGAAAGAUAAUAAAGUGUGUGCUCCUAACUUUUUGACAAUAAUUUGAAGGCUGGGCGGCACGGUGGUGUAGUGGUUAGCGCUGUCGCCUCACAGCAAGAAGGUCCUGGGUUCGAGCCCCGGGGCCGGCGAGGGCCUUUCUGUG